Molecule: messenger RNA, 2284 nt
Organism: Sycon ciliatum
Lineage: Eukaryota; Metazoa; Porifera; Calcarea; Leucosolenida; Sycettidae
Product: zinc finger CCCH domain-containing protein 15-like
Exons: 1
Coding region: 150-1376 (408 amino acids)
Biological process (GO): cytoplasmic translation
Cellular component (GO): cytosol
Molecular function (GO): metal ion binding; mRNA binding
Source: RefSeq, a predicted model, not a curated record
UUGUUUUUGUCAAGUGUUUGUUGAUUUCAGUUCAGAUACUUUUUCAGCUCACGAGCCUGUCUUUGGGGAGAGUUCAGAGAGGAGUCGUUCCGUCACUGUGAUUCUUUCAAUUACUCGUUCAGGAUAGUAUUACUUUGGUGAGGAACAGCAUGCCUCCUAAGAAGGGGGCCGGUGGCCCCAGCAAGAAAACUGUUGAGAAAAAGAAAGAGAAAGUUGUCGAGGACAAGACAUUCGGUCUCAAGAACAAGAAAGGCAAAAAGCAACAGGACUUCAUCAAGAAUGUAACUUCGCAAGUGAAGUAUGGAAAUCAGGGAACUGCGAAGAGGGAGCAGGAUGAGCGCGAGAAGAGAGAAAAGAAGAAGGAGCUGGAAAAGAAGAAAGCUGAGGAGGCCUCACUGUUCAAGCCAGUUCAGUCGCAGAAGAUUUCUGCUGGUGCAGAUCCUAAAUCCGUGCUUUGUGCAUUCUUCAAGCAGGGCACGUGCAAGAAGGGCGACAAAUGCAAGUUCUCGCACGACCCGUCUGUGGAGCGCCGAGGUGAGAAACGCAGCCUGUAUGUGGAUGAGCGUGGUGAACUGGAGAAUGACACGAUGGACAAGUGGGACCAGGAGAAACUAGAGGAGGUGGUCAGUAAGAAGCACGGCAAGGACGGCCCGAAGCCCACCGACAUUGUCUGCAAGCACUUCCUUGACGCCAUCGACAAGAACCUUUACGGCUGGUUCUGGUCGUGCCCGGGUGGCGGAGAAAAAUGCCACUAUCGUCACGCGCUGCCGCCUGGCUUUGUGCUGAAGAAAGACCAGAAGAAAGCAGCGAAGCAGGAUCAGAUCACUAUCGAGGAGCUCGUAGAGACGGAACGGUCGCAGCUGGGCUCCAACUUGACUAAGAUCACGCUGGAUACCUUCAUGGAAUGGAAGAAGCGCAAGCUCGCCGAGAAGAAGAUCACUCUGGCGAAGGAGCUUGCCAAGAAGAAGUCCGACUUCAAGGCUGGAAGAGCUCUUGGCGUGAGCGGUCGAGAAAUGUUCAUGUUCAACCCGGAACUUGUAGGUGGCGAUGACGACGGUGCUGAGGAAGUCUACACUCGCCGGAGGGAAAACGAUGACGACAAUGACGAAGAGGCCAGCGGUGCAUGCGCAGCCGCAGGAGCCGCGUCGGCAGUUAGCGAGGGCCCAUCGUAUGAUCUGACGAACAUUGGUGCCGUAGCAGAUACUCCGGCGCCUGUCAAACCUCUCGACAAUGGAGACUCCGCAGCAGCAGCGGCGGCGGCGGCGGCAGCAGCAGAUGCUGUCGUUGUCGAUGAAGAUCUCUUUGGCGACGAGGAUAUUGGCGACUUAGACCUUGGUGACUUAGAUGAUGAUGAAGAUGAAGAUAUGGACAGCUGAGUUUGAUGUGUUUGUCUCUAGCUGUUGUUUUGAUUUGUUGAGAUGCAGAUUCAGUAGUUGCCCCACUGUCCAUAUCCCCUAACCGAGUUCUGUGUUUCUUCUCCCCUUCGUGAAUGUGGGCUGGUAGUUGUGCGUGUGUGCCAGGGCCUCUGCGCGCGAGGUAGCGGAUGCGUGCGUCUGUUCAUGUGAGUUUGCUUGUGCAUGCUUCUUUGGCCCGGUAUCUGUUGCUUCUAGAGAUGUGCCUGAUGUGUAUCUUCUAUACAGAUGUAAUUAUAUGUUCGUGGCGGCGGCGGCGUGAACGUAUAUUUUAUAUAAUUCUGUCUCCCUCUGGGGCGCACUGUCUCUCUCUUUUUUUUUUGGCUUGUUGGUACUGGUUUCUCUCCAGCCAAUGCUAGGCUAUGCUUGUACAAAUACGCUGCUGUAGUUUGCCGUGAUGUGUGCCCUUUGCUCAUAGUAUGCUCUUUGCUGUGUGCCGCUUGAUGCUGGUCGCUUUCUCUUUGUUGUACAUCGCUGUGUGCUGUGUUUCCCCCCCUGAUAAUCAACCUCAUGACGUCAUGUGUCACUUUUGCAGUGCACUGCCAUACCCGUUGUUUUAUAAAUUAUGAUUAUAUUUUUCUUUUUCCGGCUCUUUUUUCUUUUCCUUUUUAAAGCUAUAGGGGAAGCGGUAGAAUUGGAUGGCACGCUUUUUUUGCUGGACAGCUAUCAAAGUGUUGUGUACUAGCCUUUCUUGCUAGCAUGAGAUCUUAUUUCGCCAUUCAUGCUGGGCCAGACAGUCAAAACCUAUCAUCAUUUAAUUUUGGCCUUUGCAAUAUUCACAGGUGUGCAACUCGUGAUGUCAUGCAAUGUUGGUACAGAGCUGAUCAUUGAAGUUCGCUGCCAUUGAUUUGUUUUAACUACCCAACACUGGA